AUCGAUUAUCGUUCGUUAUCUAUGUUCAUAUAAUCAUAUUGAUUAUUAUUUUUAUUUUAAUCAACAAAUUGAACAAAAAUUAAUAAAACAACAAAAAUAUCAAUAUAAAAAAAAUAAUAAUAAUAAUAAUAAAAAUAAUGAUAAAAAUAAUAAUAAUAAUUUUGAAGAAUAUCAAAUUUAUUUUGAUAAAAUAAUUGAAAUUAAAAAUGAAUUAAAAAUUAAAAAAUAUAUUGAAAUUAAUGAAUUAGAAUGGAUAGUAAAAAAUAAAAAAUUUUCAAUACUUCAUGAUAAAUUGAUAAUGUAUAAAAAAAUAAUUAAAAAACAAAUAGUAAAUGAAAAUAGUAAUAAUUUUAAAAUUAAAAUUACAGAAGAUUCAAUUUAUCAAUUUUUUGAAUUUAAUAAUAAUUUUAAAUUAUUUAAAUUAUUUUAUAAACUUUAUUUUAAUGAAGAGAACCAUGGUGAAUAUUAUUGUAAAACCAAUACGAGGAUUAUUCAAAAAGCAGUUCAAAGUGGUAAUAUUGAAAUUGUGAAAUUCCUAGUUGAAAAUGGAUUUAAAUAUGAUGGUGAUUCAUUAAGAUUCGCAUCAUCCUAUGGUUAUUUCGAUAUACUGAAAUGGUUGAACCAAACUGACCCAACCAUUGAACUAGAUGAGAAUAUUAUAAAUUUUGCAAGAGGUGAUCCAAUCCAAUAUGAAUAUUUUAAUGAGCAGGGUAAACCUGUUAUUGGUAUUAGAAAUGUAGGAUUGGAGAUUAUUCAAUAUUUAAAAUCGGUUAAGCCAAAUUUAAUAUUCUCUCAAGAUGCCAUUGAUUAUAGUUGCAUUAGUGGUAAUGUUGAUAUGGUAGAUUGGUUUUAUAAAAAUGCAAAUUUAAAAUGCACUUUAUUCGGUGUUGAAGGUGCUAUCAUUGGCAAUCAUUUAAAAUUAUUAAAAUAUUUAUUAUUAACAAAAUCAAGUGGUAUAAAUAUGGUUGAUUUAAAUUCAUCAUUUAGUAUUGAUGAGUCAAUUAAAAAUGGUAAUAUUGAAAUUGUGAAAUAUAUAUAUGAAAAGUACUCUAAAAAAUGGUCAAUUAAAGGUAUUGAAAAUUCGGUUAAAAAGAAUCAUUUUGAAAUUUUAAAAUAUAUUUUAUCAAUUGAAUUAAAUAAUAAUGAAAAUUCAAUUAUUAAAAAUCCAAACUUAAAUUACUCAAUUUUAGAUUCCGCAUUUUGUGGUGGUGAUUUAAAUAUAUUAGAAUAUUUAAUUAAUAAUAAUUUUAAUAAUUCAUUUAAAUCUUUAUUAAAUGCAACAAAAUUUAAUCAUGAUUUAAAUGUUUUAAAAUUAUUAUUAAAUAAUAAUAAUUUAAUUUUAAAAUUUUCACAAUUUAAUUUUUUACAAGCAAUUCAAAAUUCAGUUUUAAAUAAAAAUUUAGAUUCAAUAAAUUAUUUAAUUGAAAUUAAAAAUAAUUUAUAUAAUAAUAAUAAUAAUAAUAAUAUAAAUCCUUAUAAUACAUCAUCAUCAACAUUAGAAACUAAUGAAUUUUUAAAAAUGAUUGAUAGAUGUAUUAUUACAAAAGAUUUAGUAAUUUUAAAGAUAUUAAUAGAGAAAUUAAAUUUUGAAUUUAAUUAUAGAAAAGAUUUAAUUUUAUCAAAUGCAGCAUUAAAUAAUUGUUUAGAAAUUAUUGAAUAUCUUUUAUCAUUAUCAAAUUUUAAUUUUAAAAUUUUACCAACUACAAUAUUAAUGUCUGGUAAUAUUACAACUGCAAAACUUCUUUAUAAUUAUUAUUGUUUAAAAAAUAAUAAUAAUAAUAAUAAUAAUAAUAAUAAUAAUAAUAAUAAUAAUAAUAAAUUACCAAUUAAAUUAUCAUUUAAUAUUAAUCAUAAUAAAAUUUUAAAUAAUUUAAAUUUAAUUAAAUAUCAUUUCUUUAGAAAUGAUUGGAAUUUUAUAAAUGAAGAUGAAAUUAUUAAAUUUGCAUCUGUACCAAAUAAUGUUGAAGUUUUAAAAUUUUUAAAGAAAAUUAAUUCAAAUCAUUAUGGUAAAGAAUAUAAAUUUUCAACUAAAGUACUUUCAAAAGCUUGUUUUUCAAAUUCAAUUGAAAAUGUUAUAUUUAUAAAUGAAAAUUUAAAUAAAGAAACAGUUGAUGAAUGUCCAGUAAUUGAUAGUUCUGUUGAUAAUUUAGAAAUUACAAAAUAUUUACAUUAUCAAACAAUUAUUAAUAAUUAUAAAAAUUGGUGCACCACAAAAUCUAUUGACACUGCUGCUGAAUUAAAUAAUUUUAAUACAGUUUUAUUUUUAUUAGAAAAUAGAAAUGAAGGUUAUUCUACUGAUGUUUUCACUUCUGAAACAAUUCAUCAUUCAAUUUUAAAAUUAUUAAAUUCUUUUAAACAUUUAUUAAAAAAAUAA
Dictyostelium discoideum AX4 is the source of this 2374-nucleotide messenger RNA. RefSeq lists its product as hypothetical. The record is from RefSeq and is a predicted model, not a curated record. The transcript has a single exon. The annotation marks the transcript as partial. Lineage: Eukaryota; Evosea; Eumycetozoa; Dictyosteliales; Dictyosteliaceae.